UGAAAAAUCCGAAAUUUAAUAAAAAAAAAUUGGCAAAAUAUAAUUCAAGUGCACUGUUGUACGUGUUCAUAACAAAUUUGAUCAAAUUCGCAGAUAUCAGAAGUGAAGAAGCAAAAAGCCACCACGUCAAAUCUUAUCUUAAAAUUGAAAUUAUUAUAUGUUAGUGGCUGGUACUUCUAAUACACUUUGCGUCAUCAAGUUAGCACAUCUUCAUUAGCCGAAUAUGAUUGCUUCUGUUUUUGUUGUUGUUAACUAAAGUUGUUGCUGUUGCUUGGAGGCUCACCAAAACCAACAUUACCUGACGAUGGCGUUCUUCGUUUAUUUUCCAUGCGAUUUUGUCCAUAUGCUCAUCGUGCUCACUUAGUGCUAAACGCCAAAAAUAUACCAUAUCACGCCAUAUUUAUUAAUCUUACCGAGAAACCAGAAUGGCUUACGGAAUUCAGUCCACUGGGUAAAGUGCCGGCGCUGCAGCUACCCAAAGAGGAAGGCAAUCCAGCCUUAAUUGAGUCACUGAUUGUGGCCGAAUAUCUUGAUGAGAAGUAUCCCGAUGUACCACUUUUCCCCAAAGAUCCACUAAAGAAAGCCCAGGACAAGAUACUUAUCGAGAGAUUCAGCUCGGUGGUUGGUGCUUUGUACAAAGUGUUUCUAGGUAGCACUGAAGCGGCACCCGAUGCGCUAACUGAGAUCUCUAAAGGCUUUGAUAUUUUCGAAAAGGAGUUGAGCUCACGUGGUACACCUUACUUUGGUGGCGACAAACCUGGUAUGUUGGACUAUAUGAUUUGGCCAUGGUUCGAGCGUACGGAAAUGUUGAAGUACUUGCUGCCGGAGAAAUUUGAACUGGAUAAAGAACGCUUUAGUAAAUUAGUUGCAUGGCGCGAUUUGAUGAUAAACGAUCAAGCAGUGAAAGGCCACUAUUUGAAUGGCGAAACUCAUGCCAAGUUCAUGAAAGCGCGUCGGGACAAUGUGCACGAUUAUGAUAUGCUUGUUUAAGAUUCUUGAAAUGUGUUUGUUAUAUAUGUAUAUAUAUCAUAUACGUAUAUAUAAUUGCAUAGUAUACAUAUACAAAAAUACAUGUAGUUUGUCACCAAAAAUACAAAAAUUUGCAGGGAAAUGAAUGUAACACGAUACAAAAUGGAAUAUGAGUUGAAGCAAAAUUAAAAUUUUGCUAAACCCCUAAAAUGUUGGACUAAUGUAAUUAUAUGUGUGUAAUUUGAAGUAGUGAACCGUAAUCAAUAAAAUACUCAAUUUCGAAUUUUUCGAUCAUA
Molecule: messenger RNA, 1265 nt
Organism: Bactrocera dorsalis (oriental fruit fly)
Lineage: Eukaryota; Metazoa; Arthropoda; Insecta; Diptera; Tephritidae
Product: pyrimidodiazepine synthase
Exons: 3
Coding region: 328-990 (220 amino acids)
Biological process (GO): glutathione metabolic process
Cellular component (GO): cytoplasm
Molecular function (GO): glutathione dehydrogenase (ascorbate) activity; glutathione transferase activity
Source: RefSeq, a predicted model, not a curated record